This is a messenger RNA of Drosophila arizonae, 1882 nucleotides long. RefSeq names its product RluA pseudouridine synthase 2 (gene RluA-2). Gene Ontology annotation, biological process: enzyme-directed rRNA pseudouridine synthesis. Gene Ontology annotation, molecular function: pseudouridine synthase activity; RNA binding. The record is from RefSeq and is a predicted model, not a curated record. NCBI's taxonomy places the organism in Eukaryota, Metazoa, Arthropoda, Insecta, Diptera, Drosophilidae.
AAAAAUAAUCGAACUAGUUAGGUCGCGCUCGUUUGUUGUGUAUUUUAUAAGAGCAAAAUUAUAUUUUACGGACUUCAUGAAGUAUUUGCGUUACGCUGAUAAUACAUUUCGCCUGUGCAUUAAUUUGUUCAUUUCGAGGCGCUUGUUAAACGCACAACACAAAGUUAAGAAAUCAAAAAACACAUUUUUGUGUUGGCAAACAAUGACAUUGCCCAAGACUCUGCGCCAUGUGCAAACCCAGCACGGCGAUGCCUCUGUUGAUGUGGAAAACAUUUUUCUGUUUAGCGCCAACUUACACACUGCCGGCGUUGCUUCUACGAAUGAAGCUGAAUUAGCCGCUCAAUCAGACGCUGAAUCUGUUGCCCCUAUUGCUAUCAAGUCUCAGGAGAUCAAAUCUACCGAUGGUGUGUGGACCUACGAAGCGAGUGAAGAUUGCGGCAGCCAACUCGCCACAAUUGCUGAGGCCUCACUGGAGCAGCUGCCCGAAAAGCGAAAGGCUUCCGAUGAAACAGAGGCCACAGAACCAAAGAAGCCGAAAUUGGAAACAAAGGAUUUGAAACUGACCCGUCCCGGCUUCAGUGAAGAGCGAUAUGAUGAGACUUCUUAUUACAUUGAAAAUGGCUUGCGAAAGGUUUACCCGUACUCUUUUACCUUCACCACAUUCACAAAGGGCCGCUGGGUGGGCGAAGGAAUUUUGGAUGUAUUCUCGCGGGAAUUCCGCGCCCAGCCUCCAGAGGAGUACAAGCGCAGCAUCGAGGCUGGCAAUCUGACAGUCAACUACGAGAAGGUGCCGGUUGACUACAGACUAAAGCACAAUGAUUUGCUAGCCAAUACUGUGCACAGACAUGAAGUGCCAGUUACUGCGCAGCCAAUUUCCAUAGUGCAUAUAGACGAUGACAUUUUAGUAGUGAACAAACCUGCUUCUAUACCAGUACAUCCAUGUGGUCGCUACAGACAUAAUACGGUGAUAUUUAUACUUGCCAAAGAGUACAAUUUGAAGAAUCUGCGUACCAUACAUCGGUUAGAUCGGUUAACCUCCGGCUUACUUUUAUUUGGCCGCAAUUCGGAAAAAGCACGUCAAAUGGAGCAACAGAUACGAAAUCGACAGGUUCAAAAGGAAUAUGUUUGCUGUGUGGAAGGUCACUUUCCAGAUGGUAUUAUCGAGUGUAAUGAACCUAUCGAAGUAGUUAGCUAUAAAAUUGGAGUCUGUAAAGUCUCAAAGAAGGGCAAGGAUUGUAAAACAACAUUCAAGAGAAUUGCCCAAGCUGGAGAUUACAGCAUUGUGCAGUGCAAACCGCUGACUGGACGAAUGCAUCAGAUCAGAGUGCAUUUACAAUAUUUGGGCUAUCCGAUUGUAAACGAUCCGUUGUAUAAUCAUGAGGUAUUUGGUCCAUUAAAGGGUCGUGGCGGAGACACUGGGGGAAAAUCUGACGAUCAAUUGAUCAGCGACUUAAUUUCUAUACACAAUGCAGAAAAUUGGUUGGGUAUUGAAAAGGAAAUCGCAGCUGAUACUACGAAAAAUCAAGAUGUUACUGCCCCCAAUACAAAUGACGAUAAUCAAACUUUAAUUAAAUCAACACAUGACUCUAAGGUUACAAUAUCGACCCAAACUAGUCAUGAACCUGCCGACAUGCAUUUUGAUGCUAGUAAAGUAACUAAAGAUCCCCAUUGCAUCGAGUGUACAAUGAACUAUCGGGAUCCAAACCCAGAGGACCUCGUUAUGUACCUGCAUGCGUGGAAAUAUAAAGGAGUUGGCUGGGAAUACGAAACCGAACUGCCAAGCUGGGCCUCUGGCAACCAAGAUCAUAUUACACUUAGUUUAAGAAACAAGCGUUGUUAAAUUGUUCAGUAAUUGUAAUGAACAGGCUCGUUGAAGAACCUU